AUAGUUUCCGCCACAGUCUCCGCCUCCCUAGUGAAGGGUUGAUGUAUAUAAUGGCGCCUUCCAAACUAAGGUACAAGUGCCAGUGGUGAUUAUCAGUGAGCAUCCAUGACAUCGUGUGUCGAAAGCUGGAUGUUUCAUGAUUAAAAGAAUACAUGAUAUCUUUGAAGGAAUCUUAUGGUAAUCUUCGUGAAUAUGACCUCAGUUACGGAAGAUGCACCAGUGAAAUGGUGUUUUUCGCAAGUGAAAGGCACUGUCGAGGAAGAUAUUACCGAAGCUGACCUAAUAUCAACUGUUGAGUUUAACCACAAUGGUGAAUUAUUGGCAACUGGUGAUAAAGGAGGAAGGAUUGUUAUUUUUCAGAAGGAUGGUGCUCCAAAGACAUCUCCUCAUUAUGGUGAAUACAAUGUUUACAGCACCUUCCAAAGUCAUGAGCCAGACUUUGAUUAUCUCAAAAGUUUAGACAUUGAUGAAAAAAUCAAUCAAAUAAAAUGGUUGAAGAAGUGUAAUGCUGCACAUUUCUUACUUUCAACCAAUGAUAAAACUAUCAAGUUAUGGAAAAUUUCGGAGAGAAAUGUUCGUAUAGAUGGUCCUUUGAACACAAAGACACAGGAUGGUACCAUGGAUCUCAAUCCACAAGAUAUUAGCGUUUUAAAGAUUCCUAAAUUGCAGCCAACGUCCUUAAUGAUAGAAGCAAGUCCCAGAAAGAUAUUUUCAAACGCGCACACUUACCAUAUUAAUUCAAUUGCCAUCAACAGUGAUGAGGAAACCUACCUAUCAGCAGAUGAUUUGAGAAUCAAUUUAUGGCAUCUCCAGAGAACAGAUCAAAGUUUUAACAUUGUCGAUAUCAAGCCAGCAAAUAUGGAAGAUUUGACGGAGGUAAUCACGGCAGCAGAGUUCCAUCCCAUUCACUGCAAUGUAUUUGUUUACAGCAGCAGUAAAGGAACAGUGCGAUUGUGUGACAUGAGAGAAAGUGCACUGUGUGACAGUCAUGCAAAAUUAUUUGAAGAGCAGGAAGAUCCACUGACUCGCUCUUUUUUCUCGGAAAUAAUUUCAUCGAUAGCAGAUGUAAAAUUCAGUAACAGUGGCCGCUAUAUGCUGACCAGGGAUUACCUUACAGUCAAGGUUUGGGACCUGAAUAUGGAGAAACAGCCAGUUGAAACAUACCAGGUUCAUGAGUACUUAAGAAGCAAACUUUGUGCGUUGUAUGAGAAUGACUGUAUAUUUGAUAAAUUUGAAUGUGCUUGGAGCUGCGACGAUAGCGAAAUACUGACGGGUUCUUAUAACAAUUUCUUUCGAAUAUUUGGAAGAGAGCAGAAAUCUGGACUGUGUUUAGAAGCAACAAGGGAAAAUAUGCGGCCAAGACAGUCAUUAAAGUCGAAGAAAAUCACCACAAGUGGAAAACGUAAAAAAGAUGAAAUCAGCGUUGAAUGCCUAGACUUUAGCAAGAAAAUUUUGCACAUCGCCUGGCAUCCAAAAGACAACAUCGUUGCAUUAGCUGCUACUAAUAAUCUUUACCUGUUCCAAGAAAAAUUAUAGGAGACUGUCAUUUUUGUGGCGGUGGGUAUUAGUCAACAAUGUUUACAGUUGCAACACACAAGUUGAUGUUUCUCUCAACUUGUAACGAACCGAAGCCAACCCGAAAUGGUCAACAGCGUUAACAUGUGCUUGCAUGUUUGUUAUUAGCACAUGCAGCACCGCCGUUCGACAGUUCGUCUCUCUUAACUUCUUGGAUGUUUUCCAUUUUUAUUUAUGUAUGUUGAGGCACUUGGAAACUUUGAAAAUUUGAUCACACUUCCCAAAAUACGAAAUUGCUAUUGUAUUGUAAGAAUAAUGUUGAUAACAUGUUUCAUAGGUUUACUUGAGAAAAAACUUCACCUCGAUUUUUGGGCAGAUGAUUUGAUGUAACCAUCGUAGCAAGUUUCAAGGGACGUUAUGCCAUGCACUAUGUUGCCCUUUUUAGCGAACUUAUUGAAGAUAAUUCAACCCUAAUCAUGAUAAGCGUAUCUGAACAAAAUGCUAUCUACGUUUACUCGUUGUAACUAAAUUAGCUAUUUCAUAGAAUAGCUGACAUGCUGUAAGCCAAUUGACAGAAUAUAAUACCAUUACAGGGAUGUCCUUUGUUGGACUUGAUAGGAACAAUGUUGUAUCUUUUUUUAAAGAUUUGACUUGUACCAGAUUGAUAACCUUAAUGCCAAAUUCUUCACGUUACCUACCACAUCUCUUCGAGACCUUCAGUUAGCAGCGAGACGAUCUUUAAGCCAGCCGUAUACCUUCUAGUAACUUGUUUCAAAAUUGUCAUAUAUAAAAGGGUGUAAUCACUUUCGUGAGUAUUAUUAAAACACCAAGGAACAUAACAACA
This is a messenger RNA of Rhopilema esculentum, 2359 nucleotides long. Its product is annotated as serine/threonine-protein phosphatase 2A 55 kDa regulatory subunit B delta isoform. Gene Ontology annotation, molecular function: protein phosphatase regulator activity; protein binding. The record is from RefSeq and is a predicted model, not a curated record. Gene Ontology annotation, cellular component: protein phosphatase type 2A complex. NCBI's taxonomy places the organism in Eukaryota, Metazoa, Cnidaria, Scyphozoa, Rhizostomeae, Rhizostomatidae.